Molecule: messenger RNA, 4777 nt
Organism: Acinonyx jubatus (cheetah)
Lineage: Eukaryota; Metazoa; Chordata; Mammalia; Carnivora; Felidae
Product: zinc finger protein 420
Exons: 2
Coding region: 1688-3541 (617 amino acids)
Biological process (GO): negative regulation of transcription by RNA polymerase II
Cellular component (GO): nucleus
Molecular function (GO): DNA-binding transcription repressor activity, RNA polymerase II-specific; RNA polymerase II cis-regulatory region sequence-specific DNA binding; DNA-binding transcription activator activity, RNA polymerase II-specific
Source: RefSeq, a predicted model, not a curated record
UUUGGCUAUGCUGCUAUAAGCAUUGGGGUACAUGUAUCCCUUUCAAUCAGUACUUUUGUAUCAUAUGGGUAAAUAUCUAAUAGUGCGAUUGCUGGCUCAUAGGAUAGUUCUACUUUUAAUGUUUUGAGGAACCUCCAUAUUGGUUUCCAGAGUGGCUGUACCAGUUUGCAUUCCCACCAACAAUGAAGAGGAUUCCCCUUUCUCUGCAUCCUGACCAACAUCUGUUGUUGGGAAAACUGGACAGCAACAUGCAAAAGAAUGAAACUGGACCACUCUCUUACACAAUACACAAAAAUAAGUUCAAUGGGUUGAAGACCUAAUUGUGAGACAGGAAACUAUCAAAAUCCUAGAGGAGAACACAGGCAGUAACGUCUUUGACAUUGGUCGUAGCAACUUCUCACUAGAUAGGUCUCCUGAGGCUAGGGAAACGAGCAAAAAUAAACUAUUGGUACUACAUAAAAAUAAAAAUCCUCACAGUGAAGGAAACAACAAACUGAAAAGGCAACAUACAGAACGGGAGAAGAUAUUUGUAAAUCACAUAUCUGAUAAGGGGCUAGUAUACAAAAGAACUUACCAAACUCAACACCCAAAAAACAAAGAAUCCAGUUAAGAAAUGGGCAGAAGACAUGAAUAGACAUAUUUCCAAAGAAGACAUAGAGAUGACUAACAGUUAUGAAAAGGUGCUCAACAUCAAUGAAAUACAAAUCAAAACUGCAGUGAGGUAUCACUUCACACCGAACUGACUACAAUUAACACAAGAAGCAGCAAAAGUCCUGAGUAAACUAUAUGCCCCACCCUCACAUCUGGGAUUUCAAGGCAACCAGCUGAGAAACAGAAAGGAUUGGGUCUACCUUGAAAUAAGUUGGAAGCUGUUGUGACAGUGAGUUGAGCUUCUAUAGAGAGAUGAAACACUGACCUCUCUGUGUCAAAUGUAUAUUUCACUGUCAAAAAUCAGGAGCAUACCAGCAGUAUAUGACUAUACUCUUUUUCUGUACCUUUACCAACACUACAUACCUGUGAUUGCUGGUGAGUUUAAAUAUUUUGGGAGUAUUUCUGCCUGUUUUGGUCGUUUAAUCAUUAUCAUUAUUGUUUGUGUCACUUAAAUACUUAACAAUGGUUAAAGUUAAUGUUUCCUUUUUCCCCAGAACAAUAUAAAAGAUAUAUGAAGGAUCUGAAAAUGCCUUUAACUAUGGUUCAUCUUUCCCAUCUAUUAUGUUACUGUCUGAUGUUUUAAUUGUUUUCUUUUAAACCCUCCAAAUGGGCAUUAUUUUUGUUUUAUAAUGACAGUGUUUGCUUGUAGAUUUAUUCAUAUGAUUAUCCUUUUAUUUGCACUCUAUUCCUCUUCAUUAUACCUUCCAUUGAGAUGAUUUUAUUUGUCAUGAAAUACAUUAAGCAAGGCUUAUUGUUAGUAAAUGUUCUGUUUUUAUUUUUGUUCUUUUAGUAAAGUAACCUUGCUUCACUUUCAUUUCUGCCUGAUGAUUUCACUUGGUAUAGAAUUCUAUACUGACAAUUAUUUUUUUCUCAGCACUCUGAAGAUAUUAUUCCACUGUCUUCUGGCUUCUAUUGUUGCUCUUGAGAAGUCUGCCUUCUGUCUCAUUAUUAUUCCUUUUACUUACCUUCAAGGAGUGCAAAUAAAGACUUAUCUCCAAAAAAGGAUACUUAUGAAACAGAAUUAUCUCAAUGGGAAAUGAGUGCCAGGCUUGAAAACUGUGAUCUUGAGGAAUCGAGUUCCAGAGAUUAUUUGGAAGUCAGAGGCACAUUGGAAAAGCAACAAGAAAAUCAGGAGGAAUAUUUCAGGCAAGGGAUGAUCAUAUAUGAAAAAAUGUCCAUAUUCAAUCAGCAUACUUACUUAUCUCAACAUCCUAGGUGUCAUUCUACUGAGAAACCCUAUAAAUGUAAGGAAUGUGGGAAGGCCUUUAGACGAGCCUCACACCUAACUCAACAUCAUAGUAUUCAUACUGGUGAAAAACCCUAUGAAUGCAAGCAGUGUGGGAAGGCCUUUAGUCGUGAUUCACAGCUUAUUCUUCAUCAGAGACUUCAUACUGGUGAGAAGCCCUAUGCAUGCAAGGAAUGCGGGAAGGCCUUUACUCAGAGCUCACAACUUAUUUUACAUCAUAGAAUUCAUACUGGUGAAAAACCGUAUAAAUGUGAAGAAUGUGGGAAAGCCUUUAUUCGUAGCUCACAACUCACCCGACAUCAAAAAGUCCACACUGGUGAGAAACCUUAUGAAUGUAAAGAAUGUGGGAAGGCCUUUACUCAGAACUCACAACUUACUCUGCACCAGAGACUUCAUACUGGUGAGAAACUUUAUGAAUGUAAAGAAUGUAGAAAGGUCUUUACUCAGCUCUCACAACUUAUUCUGCAUAAGAGAAUUCACACUGGUGAAAAACCCUACGAAUGUAAGGAAUGUGGGAAAGCUUUUAUUUGUGGCUCACAGCUUUCUCAACAUCAGAAAAUUCAUAAUGGGGAAAAGCCAUAUGAAUGUAAGGAAUGUGGAAAGGCCUUUAUUCGUGGCUCGUUACUUAUGCAACAUCAGAGGAUACAUACUGGUGAAAAACCCUAUAAAUGUGAAGAAUGUGGAAAAGCCUUUAUCCGUGGCUCACAACUUACUCAACACCAGAGAAUUCAUACCAAUGAGAAGCCCUAUGAAUGUAAAGAAUGUGGAAAGACCUUUAGUCAUGGCUCACAACUUACUCAACAUCAGAGAAUUCAUACUGGUGAGAAACCCUAUCAGUGUAAGGAAUGUGGAAAGGCUUUUAAUCGUGGCUCACUCCUUACCCGACAUCAGAGGAUUCAUACUGGUGAAAAACCCUAUGAAUGUAAAGAAUGUGGAAAGACUUUUAGUCGCGGCUCAGAACUUACUCAACAUGAAAGGAUUCAUACUGGUGAGAAACCAUACGAAUGUAAGGAAUGUGGGAAGUCUUUUAUUCGUGGCUCACAGCUUACUCAACAUCAGAGAAUUCAUACUGGUGAGAAACCGUAUGAAUGUAAAGAAUGUAGAAUGGCAUUCACUCAGAGUUCACAUCUUUCUCAACAUCAGAGACUUCAUACUGGUGAGAAACCCUAUGUAUGUAAUGAAUGUGGGAAGGCCUUUGCCCGUGGUUUACUACUUAUACAGCAUCAGAGAAUUCAUACAGGUGAGAAACCAUAUCAGUGUAAGGAAUGUGGGAAGGCCUUUAUUCGUGGUUCACAACUUACUCAACAUCAGCGAAUUCACACUGGAGAAAAGCCCUAUGAAUGCAAGGAAUGUGGGAAGGCCUUUAGUCAUGGCUCUCAACUUACUCUACAUCAGAGAAUUCAUACUGGUGAGAAGCCCUAUGAAUGCAAAGAAUGCAGAAAAGCAUUUACUCAGAGCUCACAUCUUUCUCGACAUCAAAGAAUCCAUACUGGUGAGAAACCAUAUCAAUGUAAGGAAUGUGGGAAGGCCUUUACUCGUGGUUCACAGCUAACGCAACAUCAGAGAAUUCAUAUCAGUGAGAAAACUUUUGAAUAUAAAGAAUGUGGGAUAGACUUCAGUCAUAGCUCACAAGUUUAUAUAUGAAUUAUCUGAUUCUUUGUGAUUAAAAUAGAGAGCCUUCUCUGGUCAUUAAUCCAUUAUCAUCAAAGAAUUCCUAAAAUGUGAAUAUGGGAGCAUAUUUUCCUCUUCAAGUUCAGCAUCAGUGAAUUCUAAUGGGAGAAAGAUACUGUUAAUGGAAUCUAUGUAGAAAAACCUAUAGUUACUGGAAACCUAUUAAACUUCAGCAAAUUAUAAUAGAGUUCUGUUAAUAUAGUAAAAUAUAGGAAGGCCUUUAGCUGUAGAAUAUCUUUUUCAACAUUAUCUUGACUCUUCCAGCUACUUUUCUUUGUGAUAUUUAUCAUAAUUAACCGUUGCUUUUGUUUAAUCAUUUGUAAGAUAAGCCUAAGAAUAAUACCUUCCUUGUAAGAUUCUUGGAAGUAUUAUGUGAAGCAUUUCAUGUAAAGCUCUUAGUGCCUUGAACAUAUUAUAUCACAAGUAUUAGCUAUCAUUAUUACUAGUAUGAUUUUAGAGAAUUUGCAUGAGAAGAGGACAACUAAUGAAUAUGGAGAUAUUUUUCAUUAACCCUUGACCCCGACUGUUUGGGGAGCACUGUAUGCUGUAAUGAAUAUGAGAAAGCUUUCAUUCACAUUUCAUCCUAUAUGCUAGAAGAGGAAAUUCAUAGUUAAAAAAGUCAUAGAUUUAAUCAGUGGAUUGUUGAAGAGGGAUGAGAUGAAUUGUAACAAAGUCCCAAAACUCAUAUUUUCUAUAAUUUUUGACCACAAUUUAAGAAUAUUACUUAGAAGUGAAAAAAGUAGAUAGUCAAAAUUUUCUACUAUGAAAUUUCUAAAAACUUGAAUGUACAGCUUUUGAAUUAAACUAAAAGUAAACUGACAGUAUUUUGCAGUGAAACAUGAUGACAGUCUGUCAGAGACUAUUUCCCUACCCAGUAUCCAUUUCCCCCUCUUUAGAAUUCUUGGCUGAAAAAUUAUCUCAGUCUCUCUUGCAGGUCAACAAGAUAAAAGUGGUAUUUGUUUGUACAUAUAGGACAUUUAAGAAUACCUUUUUCCUCUCUGCAUUUCUGUUUUCCUGCCUACAAUGUGGACAUUUAAUUUACAUCUCUGAUGAUUUUGGGGGGAAUUUGAGAAUGCUAUCUAAGGAUAAUUGAGCAGAAAUACAGAAUGAGUCUACACCUAUACUGAUUUUAUGGAAUAGCUGUACCAAUUCUGGUCUGCCUGCCUCCUGUAUUUCUUUAUAUAAAAUUAAAAUAAACUUAUUUGUUCA